Paramuricea clavata is the source of this 321-nucleotide messenger RNA. The record is from the annotation of a GenBank genome assembly. NCBI's taxonomy places the organism in Eukaryota, Metazoa, Cnidaria, Anthozoa, Malacalcyonacea, Plexauridae.
GAAGGGCCAUCUAUUCUGGCGCCCUUCUUAGUUACGGAUGACAGUUUUGACUAUCCUAUCCUUGAAAAUAAUGUUAUAGAAGAACUAAUUAAGCCAAUCAAUACGUCAGAUAAUCAAUCAACACAUAUUUUUACAGUACAAGCCAGUAUUCAUGAUUUGGAUAAGGAAGUAUUACUCGAGUUGAUAAAACUGAUACCAGCAGCGAAGGCAGAUACAUUAUACACUGUUAAAAGCUCAAAGACGGACAUUACUAUUUCAGCAAAUAGAACAAUCCAAGUUAACUGUCGAAGGAAUACUGGACCAGUAGGAGAAACCACGCCA